AUGAUCGAUUCGACGCCGAUACCACAACUCCCGGAUCGCGCGGGUGUGCUUGAACAAGGGAAUGUUUUGACGCUGCGGGAUCAGGAAGCGAAGUUGGAUCAGAUUCAGAAAGACAACUUCAGUUUGAAGCUGAAGAUUCACUACUUGGAAGAAGCGCUGCGGAAGAGUGGGAAUGAGUUUCAUCAGGCAACACUGAAAGAGAAUAACGAACGUACAAUGGAAGUGCGCCAACUCCAGCGCGAAUUGGAAGUCGCCAAAUCCAGCAGCGCAGGUAACAUUGACGACGUUCAACACCGCAUGGAAAGCAUGAAAGCGGAGCUCGAACGUGAACACAAGGAGGCGAAACAAGCGCUCGAAGACGAAAUCGAAGCCUUCGUUACGCACUUCAAAAUCGCCGACGCAGAGCAAGCGGAGUUGAAGAGGGAACUCGAACGGGUG
Zymoseptoria tritici IPO323 is the source of this 438-nucleotide messenger RNA. RefSeq lists its product as uncharacterized. The transcript has 2 exons. The record is from RefSeq and is a predicted model, not a curated record. Lineage: Eukaryota; Fungi; Ascomycota; Dothideomycetes; Mycosphaerellales; Mycosphaerellaceae. Gene Ontology annotation, cellular component: microtubule organizing center. The annotation marks the transcript as partial.